Molecule: messenger RNA, 2610 nt
Organism: Gymnogyps californianus (California condor)
Lineage: Eukaryota; Metazoa; Chordata; Aves; Accipitriformes; Cathartidae
Gene: GPR176
Product: G protein-coupled receptor 176
Biological process (GO): G protein-coupled receptor signaling pathway
Cellular component (GO): plasma membrane
Molecular function (GO): G protein-coupled receptor activity
Source: RefSeq, a predicted model, not a curated record
AGCGCUAGGAGAUGUGCCACAGGGAGAGAGGUGUCUUUCCUCUCUCAGGGUUGUGAGCAAAGCUGACGCCAAGGCUGGGAGCAGAGCGGGGGGACAGAGCUUGUGGUCCAUCAACUUUUCCAAACCGGUUUUAAUGUAUAGUAAGUCCGUGUGCGUGCGAGCGUGUACACAGCGGGCGCGAGAUGACCUUCUGGUGGGGUUAGGAAGAUGAGCUGUGGUGUGGACUGUAAUUUCCUCAUUCACGUUUAUUGCAGUAAAACAUGCUGAGGAAACGCUGUGGUAUUGUGAAGCAAGAAAUAUGGGACAGCUAAUCACAAGGAGGAGCCUGCUUUAUUUUCUGCUUUUCUUUGCUGGCUGUCAUGAUUUACAGGGUAGAAACAUGAAAAGCCAGCCCUGCUUUCUGGGACACAGAAAUGUGGUGAAGCUGCCUCCGAGUGUCAGAGACGGGGCUUUAUCCUCAGAAGCGCCUUUUGCCUGUGGGCUCCAUUCAGUCGUUAAAGGCAAGGGCUCAAUAACCUGUGGUUAUUAGGUGGCAGCGAGGAAGGCAGGAACUUCGCCAUGGGGUACGACAGAAGCUGGAUCUCGAGGAACGGAAGCGAGCAUGCCCCGUACCAGGCUGACCGGACUCUGGAGAUGAGGAACGCCUCGGCUGGGCAGAUGGUGUGGCAGGGUGGGAACGGCAGCGAGGCUGGCGCCACGGAGAGCGAGGAGCCUGGCGAGGAGCAGACCUACCGGCAUUUCACUACCACGGUGCAAAUUGUCAUCUUUGUAGGCUCUUUGCUGGGUAACAUCAUGGUGCUGUGGUCAACUUGCAGAACAUCAGUACUUAAAUCUGUAACAAACCGAUUCAUUAAGAAUUUGGCCUGCUCGGGGAUCUGUGCCAGCCUAGUCUGUGUGCCUUUUGACAUUGCUCUUAGUGCCAGUCCACACUGCUGCUGGUGGAUCUAUACGAUGCUCUUCUGCAGAAUUGCCAAGUUUCUGCACAAAGUCUUCUGCUCAGUGACCAUCCUUAGUUUUCCAGCCAUUGCUCUUGACAGGUACUACUCUGUUUUAUACCCUCUGGAAAGAAAAAUAUCUGAUGCAAAAUCCCGAGACCUGGUUAUCUAUAUCUGGGCCCAUGCAAUAGUGGCCAGCAUUCCAGUAUUUGCUGUGACCAAUGUGUCUGAUAUUUAUGCCAUGUCCACCUGUUCUGAAUCUUGGAGUUACUCCCUUGGCCACCUGAUAUACGUCAUCAUCUAUAACAUCACCACUGUGAUUGUACCAGUGGCUGUGGUAUUUCUCUUUAUGAUUCUUAUUCGCAGGGCACUGAGUGCCAGCCAGAAGAAAAAAGUCAUCAUAGCUGCCUUAAGGACCCCUCAGAAUACAAUUUCUAUCCCUUAUGCCUCCCAGCGAGAAGCUGAGCUUCAUGCCAUGCUGCUUUCCAUGGUUAUGAUAUUUAUUUUCUGCAGUGUUCCCUAUGUGACUUUGGUGAUUUACCGCACCAUACUCAAUAUUUCAGAUAUUUCAGUCUUCUUGCUCCUCACUGCCAUUUGGUUGCCCAAGGUCUCUUUGCUGGCCAAUCCUUUGUUAUUUUUAACUGUUAACAAAUCAGUACGGAAGUGCUUAGUGGGAACAAUAGUACAGCUGCACCGAAGGUAUAGCAGGAGAAACAUUGUCAGCUCAGGUGGUGUUGCAGAUGCUAAUCUGGAGCCCAAUGUCCGUUCGGGGAGUCAGCUUCUGGAGAUGUUUCAUAUUGGGCAACAACAAAUCUUCAAGCCAACAGAAGAUGAGGAGAAUGAGACCAAAUCCAUUGGCUCUGGUGACUUUCAACAGAAAGAAAUUCCUACCACCAGUUUAGAGGUAGGAGAGACUUUGGUUCACAAAUUUAUACCACAGACGAUUGCAGACUCUGCAGUUCAGGUGGCACCAGCUGUGCCCACAGAAGCUGAUAUGGUAAAUGACAAGUAUUCCAUGCAGUUUGGUUUUGGACCCUUUGAGCUGCCUCCACAGUGGCUCUCAGAAAACCGAAACAGUAAGAAGCGACUCCUGCCUCCUUUGGGGAAUACCCCUGAAGAGCUAAUCCAGACGAAACAGCCUAAGUGUAAAGCAGAAAGAAAAAUCAGCAGAAACAAUAAAGUCAGUAUCUUCCCGAAGGUGGAUUCUUAGUAAGAGCAGGAGCUUUAAGUGACAGAGGAAGGUCACCUUCUAUUAUAUGUGUGAUCCCAUGGAUCUUUGUUAUGCUGAAAUUUGUUACAGGCUGAUUUUUUUGUGCCAAAUAUAAUUUAAAUGAACAAAAAAAAGGGAAAUGUAUAUACAAGUGUUCCUUAUUAAUAUGUUUUCAUGAAAAUAAUAUAUCAAAAGAUGGUGGUUCUUAGUUUUAUCUGUGAAAUCCCUACAAUGAUGCCUGCCUGAUUAACUUUCAAAAAGUACAUAUGGCUUUGGGAACACUUUGUAUGGCUGAAGUAUGGAAAUACGGCAGUCAGUUUGCUCGGAAACCUCAUGUUGUCUUAAAAUGGACUGGGUAUCAACUUAAUAGGAAGGGCUGUAGGGAGCAGAAGACAGAUGCAAAAUGGGUAAGUCCUAACCUCCUGUAAAUAGACACAGCAAGGUUCUGCACGUUUCAUUAAUGAA